AUGGGCUGCACCCCCAUCACGUCUCGCAUAUCACUGCGAAGCCGCUUCAGCUUCCAGAACAUUCUUCCUUUCACCUCGCUCCUAGCUCCCAACAUGGCGCAGCAGCAUGUGGUCUUCGUGAACUUGGCCGCAGCCGGGCACAUGAACCCCACCCUGCCGGUGGUGUCUGAACUGUGCGCGAGGGGCGUGGCCGUGACCUACUUCGUCGAAGCGAAGAUGCGAGAGGUGGUGGAGGCCGCCGGGGCCCAGUGGAAGCUCCUGGAGGAUUGCCGCACCCUCACCGAUGAGCAGAAGGCGAAGUACGUGCCGGACGGCACGCCGCCGGAGGAGUACGGGUUUCCCAUGAGUGUUCUGGCGGUGGCCGCUGGUCAGUUGCCAGGGCUCCUGUCACAGUUGAGAAGCCUCAGCCCGCACCCCACCGUCAUCGUGCACGACCCCUUCCUGCCGCAUCCGCUGGUUGCAGCUCGCAUCUUGGGCAUCCCUGCGGUGAGCACGCUGACGAUGCCAGGGCCGGGUGUCGCAGUGCGACCGGCGGAAAAGUGGGAGUCCAACGAGGUGGUUCGCAGGGCGCGCAAGGAGAUCCAGGACGUGUACGGCGAGGACGUUUUUGCAUACGGCGGGUUGAUGGAGUUUUACUCCCCGCAGGGCAGCAUCGUCACCACCAUCGACGAGCUCUUCGUGCCGCCAGCGCCGGGCGUGCAGCGUGCGCGAUUCGGGCACUUUCCCUUCACCUGCGUGGGCCCUCUGGUUGAUGCCAAGGUGAAGCGAGUCUCCCAUCCAAACGCCGAUGCGGACUCGAAGCAGUCCAGCGGCCUUCCCUGGGAUGUCAUUGAAGGGGCCCUGGCCGAAUCCAAGCGCCUUGUGCUGGUCUCUCUGGGCACGGUUGCCAACUCCCACUACUGGGACAAGAAGAUUGGUGAGCAGGCGGCCCACAACGGCCUGGACAAUUGCACCGGCAAGGAGAUCGUGCAAUUCGUCUUCCGAACCGUCUUCGAAGCCCUGGAAGAGGAGGAGGACCUUCUGGUGGUUCUGGUCGUGGGAUGUCAGCCUGAUGUGCUAGAUGGCCUGCCCACUCCGCCUUCUAACUUCAUCGUUCGCAAGACCGUCCCGCAGAUUGAGCUUCUGCCCAAGUGCCACGCCUUCCUCUCGCACUGCGGUGCCAACAGCAUGCACGAGGCCCUUGGCUUUGGCAUCCCCGUGGUCGGCGUGCCGCUCUUCGGUGACCAAGUGUCCAACAGCCGGUCCUUGGCCGAGUCCGGCGCCGGCAUCUCCUUUGCCUCGCCCUUGCAGACCCUCAGCGGACCACCCCUGCGCGCCGCCAUGCGGCAGCUGGUGGACGCCGGCCCAGGCAACCCGUUCCGCCAGGCGGCGGAAGGCCUCGGCCGGCGCAUGCAGGCGGCCGGAGGGGUGAAGCGGGCUGUGGAGGUGAUUCUGGAGACUGGAAUCGCCAAGCAGUCUGCCCUCGCAGGUGCCUAG
Messenger RNA from Symbiodinium natans, 1476 nucleotides. Lineage: Eukaryota; Dinophyceae; Suessiales; Symbiodiniaceae. The record is from the annotation of a GenBank genome assembly.